Messenger RNA from Chlamydomonas reinhardtii, 2384 nucleotides. RefSeq lists its product as uncharacterized. The record is from RefSeq and is a predicted model, not a curated record. Lineage: Eukaryota; Viridiplantae; Chlorophyta; Chlorophyceae; Chlamydomonadales; Chlamydomonadaceae. The coding region runs from base 33 to 1541 and encodes 502 amino acids. The transcript has 2 exons.
GAAGUUCUACUGUACAAAGAUGGCUAAUAGCCAUGGCCUUUCAUCGAGCGACUCACCACGCACGGUCAUAUCCUGAACAGACCGACCUGGAAAGCCGCCUCGCCCUUGUGUCUCCUCGAGGAAGCAUACCAGGAAUAAACAAUGCAAUAGGUAGCAGCGGCGGACGCCGCAGGCGGCCUCAAAGCUUCCGCCUAAGCUCAAUCCUCACCUGGGCGCUGCUCGUGCUUUUCAUACUCGCUACGUUUGUGCGCUUCCACACGCAUGUACGCGUUCUGGAGGAACAGCAGCGCGGCAGCGCCCCGAUCGACGUCGUGGGCGUCAGCUUGAAACCAUCCUGUGUCACCCGCGCCUCGGUGCACGCGCUGAACGCGUACCUGAAGCCGCGCGUGAUCCAUGUGGUCACCACGAAUGCGGAGAAGUGCCGCAUCUUUAGUUCCUUCGCGUCGAACGUGGAGUGCCACAUCCAGGACGAACUGCUAAACGGGCUCACGGUGGAUGCCGUGGGCGCCUACAUAGAGCAGCACCUGGGCAUCGAUCAGCACAAGCACUUCAAGGGGCGAGAACUAUCGGGAUGGUACAUGCAGCAGUUCCUGAAGCUAGGAUCAGCGCUGGCGCUGCCGCAGCUGUCACAGCACUACGUGGUGUGGGACCUAGACAUGGUCUUGCUACGGCCGGUGCAGCUGCUCUUCCCGCCGGGGCCGUCUGACCCCGCCGGCUCGCCAACGCGGGCGCUAGUCAACAUCGGUGGCUCCGUGUCACCAGGCUACAUGGCGGCCUUUCGGCGGCUGAUGCGACGGCCUUUGGAGUUCGCACCGGACGGAACGUCAUUCGUGACGCACUGGAUGGUGGUGUACAAGCCGUACCUCCUCGAGUUCCUGCGGGAGCUGUCGUUGGGAUCGCCCGGCAGUAGCAGUAGUAGAAGCAGCGGCUCAACAACCAGCAGCAGCAGGUUAAGAGGCGGCGGCGGCAGUAGUAGUGGCAGUAGCGCCACGACGGGCCGGGAGCUGCAGGCUGAGGCCGCCACAGGGCACGAGGGCGGCGCCGGCAGGCGGCUCAGCAGUAGCGGCGCCGGCGACGAUGCCGGGAUAGAGCUGGGCGAGGCCGGCGGCGCGGAAGCCAGCCCUGGCGCAGGCGCAAGCCGCGCUCUGCAGCAGGAUGUCGCCGCGACGCCGGGGUCGGAUCAGGCCAGCGCGACCCAGGGUCUGGACCCGCUCGGCUGGGUGUGGCGCAUCCUUUCCUCGGUCGAGCCGUCCAGCGCAGAUCUGGGGUUUAGCGAGUACGCUAGCUACAUAAGCUGGGUGCGGCAGCGCUACCCCGCAUCGCAGCAGCUGGCAGAUCGCAAGACCUGGAUCCGGCACCCGUUCGGGCAGGGCACUGUGAAGCUGCUGCGGCUGCUGCGGGCGGACCGCUGCUGCUGCCCCAGCGCGUGGCUGCUGCGGCUGGUGCGGCUGCUAGGGUUCGUGUAUACGGGGUACGAGGUGGGACACAUUGAGGAGUGCAGGUACAGCGAGCCGCAGUACGCAACGUCGUACGGGCUGUGAAAAGGAGUGUAAGAGAGAGGUUGUGAGAUACGAUACGGUAGUGGUGGUAAAGGACAAGACAUGGAAAGCGCAGCACGAGCGUUAUGAAUUGCCGAGUGCUAUGCAGCGGGCAGCAUGUGCUUUGGGUGGUGGUGUUCAAGGAAUGCAUUGGAACCCAGCUGUAUGUGCAUGCCUGUGUGCGUGUGUUAUGGAGGUCAGUCUGGGUUACUGCAGGACUGUUGCGCGGUUGAAAGUUGCCACGGACCACGGUAUCUGCCUGGCGUCAAGCAGGCGCUCGCGACCAUGCUUAAGCAGGCGGACACGGGCACGGAGGAGGACAAUGUGGCGGCGCUGGGCCGCCCGUUCGAUCAGGGCUGAGGGCGGACUGGACGGGACCAGGCGAGGCGGUGCGUUUCUGGAAUAUAAAGCGCUGGUGUUCUCCAGGUUGGUUUCGGGCGCAUCCUUCCUGGUAGGCCCAACGCCAGCCCGGCCGCCGUCGUCCAGCCCAGCCGUCCCAAUACAGCAGCCACCUUCCGUCAGCCAGCCAUGGGCGCGACCGUCCACAGCGUUUACCGUCGGUUACGAGGUAACAUGUGAAUUCGCAACUUGCGCUACUGCCUGCCUCCUCUCGUGCCGCCUGCAAGCCCACUCCGCCUUCCGCUCUGGUCUACGUACGCAUUAGUUCCGCAACACUAGUCAAUAAAGCCGUGGAGGUAUGCGUCUCCGAGAAGAAGGGACAAGCAGCGGACGGGUUCCCUAGUGGACAGGGCAGGGCUGUAACAUGUGAUGACAUGUGAUGACGCCUCAUUUCUGUCCUGAUUUCCCUCACGGGAGCAAUUGGCCACGCUGUAAUCCAGCCGUAAU